GGACGUUGUGUGUGAUCCGGAUUGUUGCGAUGACAUCUUCUCUCUUUGGUUUCCAUAGCAUCCACGCUGGAGACACGAAGAAUGAAUGGUGCGCAGGGCGAUCCGCCCAAUUCCCUAGGAAAGUUAGCAGUGGAGGCGAGAAGAGGCUCUUCCUCCUUUCUACAGGACCUGUCCAUGGUGCUGAAGGGGAGCAGAGGGGCCGCCGCUGGCAGUCACCAUUACGUGUGAUGUCAAUUGUCUCCGAUGGUUGGAGAACAGUCUGAUACUUUACUCUCUAAUUCCUGACAAUCUGUUAUGGUAAUAAAAGCUUCUUUUUGGAACAUUGGGAUAUUUUCCAUUGGACGUCAUUUUCGGUCUACAGUGAAAUGCGACAUCUUCUUCCUCAACUUUCCAUUGUGAAUCCGCAACGUACGGAGGUAACGGUGAUGUAAAAAAAAAAAAUGGAUUUUUUAUGCCGCCAGAGGACCAAAUGCUGCUGAGCUCCGACCAUGACGCUGCCUGCACUUACAGUCAGAGGACGCUCCGCAGCCAGGAACACUUUGUAGCCCUCCUUCUCUAUCUGUAGGUGAAGAAUAUCCGAUUGUAUCCGGGGAUCUAUCCCAGCACUAUGAGAAGUUGUCGUUCUUCGCAUCGCAACGUUUAACCAAGAAGACAGAAGCAACGAACGUACCCGAAAAAGCAAUAAUGGAUACGAUAAAACAAAGGGUCUUAGUACCCGGGAAAGAAGGGCUAAAAAAUUUCGCAGGAAAAUCCCUGGGUCACCUACAAAGGGUUUUGGAGAGAAAACCCAAAAACGAGCACAUUGAGUUGACGGAAGAUGGGAAACCAUUGCAAGUACCGGAGAAGAAACCUCCUAUGUGUGACUGCACCUGCUUUGGGCUGCCCCGGAGAUAUAUUAUCGCCAUCAUGAGUGGGCUGGGGUUCUGCAUUUCUUUUGGGAUUCGUUGUAAUCUGGGAGUGGCCAUAGUGGAUAUGGUAAAUAACAGCACCAUUCAUCGAAACGGAACGACUAUCAGACGGAAAGCCGAAUUUAACUGGGAUCCCGAAAUUGUUGGAAUGAUCCACGGCUCCUUUUUUUGGGGUUACAUAGUGACACAGAUCCCCGGAGGAUAUAUAGCAUCGCGAUUGGCCGCCAACAGGGUGUUUGGUGCGGCCAUCGUGCUCACCGCCACUUUGAACAUGCUUAUUCCGUCAGCCGCCAGAGUGCAUUAUGGGUGCGUGAUCUUCGUAAGGAUUCUACAAGGGCUUGUGGAGGGUGUCACCUACCCCGCCUGUCACGGAAUAUGGAGUAAGUGGGCCCCUCCGCUAGAAAGAAGCCGCCUGGCGACCACCUCCUUCUGUGGGUCUUAUGCAGGAGCCGUGAUCGCCAUGCCUUUAGCUGGGAUAUUAGUACAAUUUACGGGAUGGUCGUCCGUUUUCUAUGUAUAUGGAAGCUUUGGUCUGGUCUGGUACCUCUUCUGGAUCCUGGUGUCCUAUGAGAGCCCGGCCACGCACCCAACAAUCUCAGACGAGGAGCGCACCUACAUAGAGGAGAGCAUCGGAGAGAGCGCCAACCUCAUGGGUGCAAUGGAAAAAUUCAAGACUCCUUGGAGGAAAUUCUUUACCUCGAUGCCCGUCUAUGCAAUCAUAGUUGCAAAUUUCUGCCGUAGCUGGACCUUCUACCUUCUGCUCAUCAGCCAGCCCGCGUACUUUGAAGAGGUCUUCGGAUUUGAGAUUAGCAAGGUGGGAAUGCUGUCCGCUGUGCCGCAUCUAGUCAUGACCAUUAUUGUUCCCAUCGGGGGACAAAUCGCUGACUUUCUACGAAGCAAAAAUAUUCUCUCUACAACGACUGUCCGGAAGAUCAUGAACUGUGGAGGUUUUGGAAUGGAAGCGACGCUCCUCCUAGUGGUCGGUUACUCUCACAGUAAAGGGGUGGCCAUAUCAUUCCUCGUCCUCGCUGUAGGUUUCAGUGGAUUUGCCAUUUCUGGAUUCAAUGUCAAUCACCUGGACAUCGCUCCCCGUUACGCCAGUAUUCUGAUGGGGAUUUCCAACGGCGUUGGCACCCUGUCCGGCAUGGUGUGCCCGCUGAUCGUCGGAGCCAUGACCAAGAACAAGACACGUGAAGAAUGGCAGUACGUCUUCCUGAUAGCAGCUUUAGUCCAUUAUGGUGGAGUUAUCUUCUAUGGUCUUUUUGCCUCUGGUGAGAAGCAGCCAUGGGCAGAUCCUGAGCAGACCAGUGAUGAGAAGUGUGGCUUCAUCCAUGAGGAUGAACUAGCCGAAGAAACCGGGGACAUUAGCCAAAACUACAUCAACUACAAUAACACAAAGUCCUACGGCGCCACCACGCAGGUGAACAGCAGCUGGCCCAGCGGUUGGGAAAAGAAAGAAGAAUUUGUACAAGAAGGACAGGAAUCAUAUCAUGAUGCGAGUUACACCUCUUAACAAUUCCAGCCGUAGAUAGUUAUUUUUCAUAGUGUCUGUGAUAUAAAAAAAAAUAAUUCAUUGUGGUGUUUGCACAAAGUGUUGGUCUGGAUCAUGUAUAGCACUCACGCAUAUCGAGAGCAGAUCGUGCUGUGACCAUGAGGAGUAACAAGUUGUACGAGUUGACUGAUAACUGGAAGCCUCCAUUGAAAUCAUCUGGAUUUGAGUUUACCGGGACCACGGCUACCAAUGUGAUCACUAACCCUAUAGAUGCAGUAUCUCCUUUAGUCAUUCAAAGCACAGUUAGACAUAGCACAUCCGAAACUUUGACCAAGUCCAUCGCAUCUUAAGAUGGAACGACCAGCCAUAAACACUCAUUGAGUUGACCCAUGGAAGAUGCCAAACUCAUGCCAUGUCAACACGGCUUUAUCGAAGGGUUACACUGAGCCUCUACAAGGCCGAUGGGAACCUACGAAUAGUAGACAUUUCUCCCUACAAAACUUUUUCGAGCAAAUAGACGUUUCGAUCGACGGGUACGUCGACGACCAACAGCCAACACGCCAAGUUCAUCUUGAGUUUGCUAAAGUUUAAUGACUCAGGAAAAGUCAUUGUUUGGAAGACAUCCAGACUGUCCGUGGGUUACCAGCUGCUCGGGACCAUAUCGCUUGAUACAUUUUGUAUAGUUUCUUCUUAAUUAUUUUUUGUCAUAACGAUGGAACAAUUGAUAGAGAAGAUCGACAUUAUAUCAGGGUGAGAUGUACUGUAGAACUAAACACAAAAUGUGAAUAUUUUCCUCCUAUAUAUUUACAUAGGUAUUUUUGGCAUAUAAACAAUAGGUAACGCCACCUUCCUAACAGAGUAGAUAGAAUGAAUCCCAUUUAUCUAGAGACCCACUUUAUGGUGGGUAAUAAAAUAUAUAUUAAUCCUGGGGUUAAAUAAGGGAAUUUUACAUCUAUACGUACAUAUAUACAUAUUAUAAAAGAGUUGACUAUAGAGAAGAUUUUAUGGUGGGGUGUGAGAUCUAUAUCAAAACGUUGAUGUAGUUGAGGACUGAUAGACCAGCAGAGUUGCACCUUAAGUCUUUACGUACUAUUAUUGUUAGUGCUAACUUUUUUGGGGGGCCUUGAGAGGCCUUUCUUUCAAUCACUCCUGUAAAUUUUGGGAACUUUUUAAUUUUUAACAGUUGCCAGAAACAGAUGGAAAUAAUAGCUCUCUUGAUCCGUCUCAAGUCUGGAUUUGCCAAAAAUUCACCAUAGUUUUUAUGGAGGAGGAGGAGGAGGGGGAAUUGAAUGCCUCAAAACCUCAGGCACCAUCUAUAAUAUGGUGGAAAGACUGUAGAACAGUGGUCUUAAACUCUGGUCCACCAAAUGUGGCAAAACUUCAACUUUGGAGUGCAGUUUGAGGCCACUACCGUAGAAUAAGGGGUAUUGAUCAAAGAUGGUCCAAAGGGGACAACUAAAAGUACACGGGGAGUUUAGCUAUAUACUUCGUACUCCUCAUACUCUUCACUCCUCUAGGGUUUUCUCAUGGUUUCUUUGUAAAUGGACCAUGAAGAAGGUAGGCUUUUCUCAAUUUUUUCGACCCAUAGCCUAGACAACUCCUCGCAUGACCUGAUUAUGGAACUUUCUGUCCUUCUACAGCUGAAGAGCCACCGGUUGAGGUUGAGAAGUCUAAAGGUGCCCACAUGUCUUAGACUGAAGUCAACCAAACCUGCCCGAACAUGACUGUCUGCAGUCUAUGGUGGCCUUCUGGCGUGUUGGGUUUUUACCGACCCACCCUCUUGUUUUGGGAGAGAUAAUCCACCACCAGAGCUGUCUGUCUGCAGCUUACCCCUCCCCGUAGACAAACUGUUCAUGCGUCACGCCCCCUCCAUUCAUGUCUUGACUAGUACAUAGACAUGAAAACUUGGUGCCGGCCCAGAGAUUGUGUGUGUUUGUGGGGGGGGGGGGUCCGAGCGGCCGGCCCCCCCGGGAUCAGACAUCUUAUCCCUGAUCAUUUGGGUAGGGGAUAAGAAGUCUAGUGGCGGAGAACCCCUUUAAGGAGUCUAAGGACUUGUUCCUACCAAUGGACCACAUGGUCCACAAGUCAUCAAUGCACCAACCACUGGCUCUUAUUGCCAAAGACUAGAGAAUACAUUACAUUACUCUAAUGAGAAACCCAAUUACCAGGUUGCCAAAUAUUUAACUUUUUGACCCAAAAUACCAAAAUGUGCAUCCUUAUAUUAUCAAUAUUCCGGUGAACCCACAGUGCACUUUCAUCCUCGCCAUACUUAUUUAAAAGCCAUAAUAGAUCAAUACAUUCUAAAAAAAAAAAAAAAUCCUACAGCUGCAACCUGAUUGGUUGUUAUAGAUAACCCCUCCCCCUUUUUUGUCUAAAUCCAAUUUUAAAAUUAGGGCAUUAAGACAUUUUUUCGGGUCCCCAUAUUUCACACAUUCUGAGAUUUCAUGAGGCCCAAGGGUCCUGUAGACGAAGCCUUUUCUCGAAUGUUGCCCUUAGCCCUUUAAAUCAAGAAGAAGCCAAAAAAAUUUAGCAAUCUUCCUUAAACAGAAACAGCUUUAGAGACACAUAUAAACAUUUUUAAUUGUAUUUUAUUUAAUUAUUUUAAUUCAACCUCUAAUAUUUUUAUGUUAAAAAGUGUCAAUAUGAGUAAUGUUGCUACCAAUCUACCGGACCAUCACCGGGAUUUCCAGAAUUAAAUGCUCCUCCCCCAUCCAGUUUAGAAGGUAGUUCGUUACUUAUCUAUUGAGAUUGAUGUCACGAGUUUAAUUUUAUCAUAUAAUUAAUUUUUUUUAUUUAAUUUAAGCUGGGUUCACGCUAGCGUCGGGGCUCCAUUCCGGGCCUACGCCUCAGAUUUCAUUUGGUGCGAGAAAUCAAUGGACGCCAAUGGAUCUUAAUGGAUCGGGAGAGAUCCCAUAGACUUCAGUGGGAUCUGUCCGUUGGGGGGAAGGGGGUGUAAGACAAUUCCAAUUCCGAAUAGUACCUGUUAGGACAUAUUGGGUUCACGCAUGGGGGUCUUACAUUUUUCUCUCUCUCUCUGUAGGACCCAGCAUGUCUGUGUAUUACACUGGUAGCCUAUUGACUUCAUUGAGCGUCAUGCAAUGCUUUUUUUAUCCAGUGGUGGCGCUGCAGAUAUAUUGAUCAUCUACUUCUAGAUUCUCCAUCAGAUUACAGCUGAGCGCUAGGGGUCCUAACAGUCGGACAGCUUCAGAUCAUCUUAUUUUAGAGCAGUAUUUCCCAACCCGGUGCCUCUAGCUGUUGCAAAACUACAACUCCCAGCAUGCUCGGACAGCCAACAGCCGGGCAUGCUGGGAGUUGUAGUUUUGCAACAGCUGGAGGCGCACCGGUUGGGAAACACUGAUCUCUGUGUUCGAUGGCUUCUCGACUCUAUGUAGACUCUGGAUGUCAGAGGAGAGAAGGGUCAGGCAAGUGUCCCCCUGCAGAAUACAUGUACUUGUGUAUAUGGUGAUGGGGAGUGCAUGCUGGGAGUUGUAGUUUUGCAAUGGCUCAAGGCCCACCGGUUGGGAAACACUGAUCUAUGUGUUCAAUAGCUUCUCGACUCUAUGUAGACUCUGGAUGUCAGAGGAGAGAAGGGUCAGGCAAGUGUCCCCCUGCAGAAUACAUGUACUUGUGUAUACGGUGAUGGGGAGUGCAUGCUGGUUGGUUGUAGUUUUGCAAUGGCUCAAGGACCACCGGUUGGGAAACACUGAUCUAUGUGUUCAAUAGCUUCUCCACUCUAUGUAGACUCUGGAUGUCAGAGGAGAGAAGGGUCGGGCAUGUGUCCCCCUGCAGAAUACAUGUGCUAGUGUAUACGGGGAUGGGGAGUGAAUGCUGGGAGUUGUAGUUUUUUGCAACAGCUGGAGGCACACUGGUUAGGAAACACUGCUUUAGAUUUUGCAGUUUGACUUGUCCUAGGCCUGGCCGGGAGCCUAAUAAGGUCCUAGGGUGAAGCUAUGGGGCUCCUGUACAAAGUCGUCAGUUAUCCGGGCAUGCUGGGAGUUGUAGUUGUGCAACAGCUGGAGGCACACUGGUUGGGAAACACUACUUUAGAUUCUGCAGUUUGUCUUGUCCUAGGCCUUGCCGGAAGCACAAUAAGGUCCCUUUUAACUAAAAAGGUUCUUAAAAAGUCAACCACCCAAAAAUCCCCUAUAUAACCAAAUCCAAUAACUUCAAUAAACAAAUAUACCAACCAUAUUGAGUUUCGUAAAAAUUUAUUUGCAACAUUUUUUUAAUUGACACCAAGCAAUAACUUCCACAAUAACUGCAGCGUUAAAACCAGUUAUUAAAAAAAAUAAAACAUUUUAAAAAAUAAACGCCUAGAGCUGGUGCUUGAGACCAAACGGUAACGCAACCCAUCCUCGCCAUGUGAGACGUUUUAUUAUGACGACGCUUCUCUUCCACCACCAAAAAAAAAAAAAAACAUCCGACGCCGCUAUAUGUGUGUUAGUGAGCCCUUUCUUAGUCCGUCUGUUGUACCGUGUUUGUAAUUGGAGGCCCCUCCCCCCCCCCCCUCGCGCUAUUGCAAUAUCGGCCUUGAAAUAUUCCAAGGGCAAAAAAAUAAAAAAAUGCAAAAAUAUUCAAGGCCUUUGAAGAUCUCCGACAAAAAAAAAACAACGUAAACCUAUUUUUAUUUUUUAUUUGUCUUUGCUUUGUGCCUAAAAGUGCUGUGAAAUGUGACCAUAGCUUUCGCUGUGUUAAUGAAAAAAAUAAAAGGUGGACAGUGUCACUUUUGUUGGUGCAAAAA
Molecule: messenger RNA, 7141 nt
Organism: Hyla sarda
Lineage: Eukaryota; Metazoa; Chordata; Amphibia; Anura; Hylidae
Gene: SLC17A6
Product: solute carrier family 17 member 6
Exons: 12
Coding region: 685-2421 (578 amino acids)
Biological process (GO): synaptic transmission, glutamatergic; transmembrane transport; monoatomic anion transport
Cellular component (GO): excitatory synapse; synaptic vesicle membrane
Molecular function (GO): L-glutamate transmembrane transporter activity; neurotransmitter transmembrane transporter activity
Source: RefSeq, a predicted model, not a curated record